This is a messenger RNA of Hypomesus transpacificus, 2264 nucleotides long. It is a transcript of the gene sepsecs, whose product is annotated as Sep (O-phosphoserine) tRNA:Sec (selenocysteine) tRNA synthase. The record is from RefSeq and is a predicted model, not a curated record. The coding region runs from base 104 to 1843 and encodes 579 amino acids. Gene Ontology annotation, biological process: selenocysteine incorporation; conversion of seryl-tRNAsec to selenocys-tRNAsec. The transcript is spliced from 11 exons. Lineage: Eukaryota; Metazoa; Chordata; Actinopteri; Osmeriformes; Osmeridae. Gene Ontology annotation, molecular function: tRNA binding; O-phosphoseryl-tRNA(Sec) selenium transferase activity.
AGAGGAGCAUCCCCUUUGCCUACGUCAUCGCGCUGCGACGAUUUUGCGUUUUAUUUCCGGAAUCCGGAGUUGCCUCAUUGCUUGUCUAGAGGAGCGAUCUAAGAUGAAUAUUGAAAACUUCGCCAUUAGUGAGAAGAUAGUAUCAUCCUCAUACAUCCGCCAGGGGUCUCAGGCACGCCGCAGCCAUGAACAAGCGAUAAGGCUGCUUUUGGAACAGGGCAAGUGUCCAGAGACUGGAUGGAGCGAGAGCACAAUCGAGCUCUUCCUGAGCGAGCUGGCUGUGAUGGACAGCAACAACUUCCUGGGAAACUGUGGCGUUGGCGAGAGGGAAGGAAGAGUAGCUUCCAGCCUGGUGGCUAAACGACACUACAGGUUGAUCCAUGGAAUAGGCCGAUCAGGUGAUAUAGCAGCUAUUCAGCCCAAAGCGGCUGGUUCUAGUCUGCUCAACAAGCUGACCAAUUCCGUGGUGUUGGACAUCUUGAAACUCACAGGUGUACGUAGCGUGGCCAGUUGCUUUGUGGUUCCCAUGGCAACCGGGAUGAGCCUGACGCUGUGCUUCUUGACCCUUCGCCACAGGAGGCCGGCGGCCCGUUACAUCAUCUGGCCACGCAUCGACCAGAAGUCGUGCUUCAAAGCCAUGGUCACUGCAGGGUUUGAACCAGUGGUUGUGGAGAACGUUCUGGAAGGAGAUGAGCUGCGGACAAACCUGGGCGCGGUAGAGGAGAAGAUCCGAGAGCUGGGAGCAGAGAACAUCCUGUGUGUCCACUCCACUACUUCCUGCUUUGCACCUCGCGUCCCUGACAGAAUCGAGGAACUUGCCACAAUUUGCGCCAAAUACGACAUCCCCCAUGUUGUCAACAAUGCCUACGGAGUCCAGUCUUCUAAGUGCAUGCAUCUUAUCCAGCAGGGGGCCCGUGUGGGACGAAUAGAUGCAUUUGUGCAAAGCCUGGACAAGAACUUCAUGGUGCCCGUAGGCGGAGCCAUCAUCGCUGGUUUUGACGAGUCCUUCAUCCAGGAGAUCAGCAGAAUGUACCCAGGCCGGGCCUCAGCCUCGCCCUCCCUGGACCUGCUCAUCACCCUGCUCACCCUGGGGGCCCGCGGCUACAAGAGCCUGCUGGCAGAGAGGAAGGAGAUGUACUCAGUCCUUUCGCAGGAGCUAAAAAGAUUGGCUGAAGCUCAUGGAGAGAGGCUACUGCAAACCCCACACAAUCCCAUCUCUCUGGGUAAGGGGCUGCACUCCAUACAACAUCAUACACGUUACCCUACAGUUGAGGUACUAAAUGCAACAAACCAAACGCCAUCCUCCGUACCCUUUUCUUGGCAAGUUACAGGUCCACAUCAGGUAACACCUUUUUUUUAUGUUACCUUAGUUCAAAUCAAAAUGGCAACCUUAUUUUUUUGUUCAGUUCAGCCUUUCUUUCCCCCCCUCAUCUCUACCUUCUGUGUGUCUGUCUGUCUGUCUGUGUGUGUGUGUGUGUGUCCUGCAGCCAUGUCUCUGGACAGCCUCCAGGCUCAGGGAGACAAGAUCGUGACUGAGCUGGGCUCCAUGCUCUUCACCAGGCAGGUGUCUGGUGCCAGGGUGGUCCCCAUGGGCAGAGAGCAGACUGUGAGCGGACACACCUUCAGGGGCUUCAUGGCCCACUCUGAGGCCUACCCCUGCCCCUACCUCAACGCAGCCUCUGCGGUGGGCAUCACCCGGCACGACGUGGAGCUGAGCAUGAAGAGGCUGGACAGGUGCCUGAAGAGCCUGAGGAGGGAGAGCCUGAGGGGGGAGGAGAAGGUCAAGAGUGGGCCGCCUCUCCCCUCUGGACAGGAAGACUUGUCUGAGGAGGAUGAAACCUAGAUCGUGCUGUGAUCCAGCCUUGCUGCGUUUUUUUUUCAUUCAUUCUGAAUCACAAUACGUUUCUGGUAAUCUUGGAAUCUUCACGUGAAGUGGUCGCUGUUAGGACAUUCUAUAGUUCAAGUAAACAUGCUUGCUUUGAAGUAUCUUAUUGAUAGGUAAGCCUGUUUUAAAAGUACAUUUUCAAGCCCGGUCGCAAGUCUACAGACCUCGUUCAUCUCAAAGGCAUUGAUUUGGAUAACAUCAACUUUCCUAAAUUCUGGAGAAGAACUGCACUUUUGAAAAACAGCCCCUAUAGGAUGGACCCAGAGAGAGACUGUACAUAACUUUAAUUCCUCUCAACAGAGUAUAUGAUUUCGUAUGAAUGCAUGCAAUUCAUAUAGAAUCAAUAAAGAAUCUCGUGAACACCUUUGUCCUUAUUGUA